Chara braunii is the source of this 3483-nucleotide messenger RNA. Lineage: Eukaryota; Viridiplantae; Streptophyta; Charophyceae; Charales; Characeae. The record is from the annotation of a GenBank genome assembly.
UGGGCCGACAGGACGCAGGCUAGGCAGUAGCAGUGCAGUCAAGGGGAAAGAGCAAGUGCAACAUGUUCCCGACAAGCCUUCGUCAAGCAAGUCAGCGCAGUCAACAACAACGGCCAUCAACAAGGAGGCGACACCCGCCACUGAUCCUAGGACAGGUGGCACUCCCAGCAGAACGCGGGGAGUACUGGUUGAGGUGUCGCCUUUGUUCCAAGGUCUUCAAGGGGUCGUCAACGAAGGCGGUUGACCAUUUCUUGAAAGUGCAGAAACCGUGUGCUUUUCGGACGGGGGAGAUUGUGGAUGAGCUUGUUGCUCAGGGAGGCAAGGUUAACCCCAAAGACAAGAACACCCUGUACAUGCUGCAGAACUUCAGAGGACUCUCCAAGGGCGCGGAGGGGGGCGAGGAGGUUGCGGAGAAUGCAUCAGAUGCUGAAGAUCCGUCGUCUUGGCCGGUGCCUCCGCCUGUCCGAGGGCAGUCUGUUCCACAAGUUGCUGCACCGAUCGCAACAACAGAUGACGAAGCUGCAGCAAGGGGCGAUGAUGGCACCGGUGGAGGGGAGGCUUGUGCCAAAGUUGUGGUGGUGAAGACGCAGACCACAAUAAGAAAGUGGAUUGACAACAAUGCACAGAAGAAGUUAGAUAUUGCGUGGGCGGAAGCAAUGUUCAGGGCUGGAAUUGCUUUCAACUUCCUGAACUUCGACACCACGCAGGCUCUUCAUGACGCCUACUUGGAGGUUGCCAGUGGAAAGCCGAAGGUGAAGUUGCCUACCUACAAGCAUAUGCGGACUGUCAUGUUGGACUACAUCUUCCUGAAGGUGCAGAAGUCGAUCAACCCCUUGACUGCUUGUUGGGACAAAACCUGUUGCACAUUCAUCACAAACGGAUCGACAGAUCGCAAGAACUGGCCUGUCAUGAAUUUCCUAGCAGCGGGGGAGAAAGGAGCAGUUUUGGUGACCACGGUUUAUAUGACUGGGAGGAAGAAAAACGCAGCACCAUUGGCAAAGUUGUGGGAGCAGGUGAUGCGGGAGAUCGGGCUGAAACGGAUCAACGCGAUCUGCACAGACAACGCUGAGGUCAACAAGAAGGCAGCGCAGAUCUUGGAGAGGCGGACAGACAGAGACAUUGCAAGGAUACUGUGGGUGCCUUGUGGAGCGCAUUGCUGCAGUUUGUUGUUGAAGGACCUAAGCAGUUUGCCUUGGGUGAAGGACACGGUGAAGACGGCGAACACGAUCGUGAAGUUCAUCAAGAACCACCAUGCCACGCACGGUCUCAUGAUGUCCAUUGAUGACUCCUUGUCAUUGCUGCGCCCGACAGAGGUCCGGUUUGGGUCGGUGUACCAGAUGCUGCACAGGCUGGAGGACAGGGCGGAAGUGUUGAAUGAGAUGGUGGACGGAGGUUCUGCAACAAAGUGGAGGGCAUUGAGAUGGUCGGGAGAGAAGCUGCAGAAAAAAGCCGACCUUGUCUACUACACUGUGAGGUCAGAGAAUUGGUGGGCCAAAGUCAGGAAAAUUGUGGCAAUUAUGGAGCCGGUGUACAGCCUCCUGAAGAGGAUGGACAGGGAAGGAGUUUCUCCCACCAACCUCGUGGAGUUUGACGAUCUCAUUGCAAGGAAGUUGGCAAACAUCGUACUCACGAAGAAGGAGAGGGAGGAUGUAAUGUACAAGGUCAAGGACCGCGUGCAGAUGAUGCGUCAGCCCGUUCAUGCAGCUGCGUUUUUGUUGGAUCCACGUAGGAGAGAUGCAGGCUGGCUCAACGACCUGGACAACGCCCUCGUGCACAACGCAACGCGCUUCUUUUGCAGGCAGAUCGGAGCGGAGUGGGAUUCAAAGCCGCACAUGGACAUGCGGGAUCAUCUCUACGAGUUUUUGAGAGAGCAUGUGGAAGGGGAAGUGAGGACAGAUGAACACAUGUGGACACCAGGUGCCAUCAAGCAAGCAAUGCGACGUACGCCUGCGGACUGGUGGACCUUGCACGGUGGGGAUGUUCCAGCUUUGCAGGAGAUCGCCAUCACCGUGUUGGGAAUGUGGAGCACGGCGACACCUGCGGAGCGAAACUGGGCGUCGAUGGACUUUGUCCAUUCGAAGUGCAGAAACAGCCUCUCGCCGAAGUCCUUGGAGAAGCUGGUUUACAUUCACUGGAACAUGCAGUUGCUGCGUGUUCCAAAUAGCAAGGACAAUGGCUACGUUGAUGUUUGGGGAUCCUUCUUCGAGCCGUUGAUGGAGCCGACAGCGGAAGAUGGAGCAAUCGAGGAGCCCACGGAGGAUGAGCCAGCGGAUAAUAUCGAGGAGGAAAAGAGGCAGAAGAGACUGAAGAAGACUCCCAAAAACCGGAUUCCGAAGCGCCUGCUGAAUGACGACUCAAGUGGGAGUAGCGAUCUUGAGGAUCUGGUGUGGAAGGGGAAGUAUUGGAACAAGUCCACUUCCGAGGAGGGUGACGGUGAGGAUGACAUUAUGGAGGACUCAAAUUUCGAGUUGGGGAGCAAGCCGGCAGUGCCAGCCACUACGUACGUAGGUCGGAGGCUUGGGAGGCGAGAGAAGGAGGCGGAGGUGCUGCCGUCAGAGCCCAUCGACAGACUGGAUACUGAUAUCGAGUUCUUGGCGCACCCUAUGCCUGAUGCAGACGAGGAGGAAGCAGCUCGGGCCAAGGUUAUGGCAGACCGGAAUGCCGCUUUGGUUCGGAGGCGGAUGUGUGAGGAGGAGGCUCGCCGUGCUGCUGUCCCCACCCGGAGGGAGAGAGAGAGACAGAGCAAACAGGUCAGCCAGCAUAAGGAGCAGCAUAGCGAGGAAAAGGAUGAAAGGGUGGACAACAUGGAGGUCGAUGACGCGGCCGUGCGUGCAAAAAAUGAAGGGCGUUUGCAGCAUGCGGGAGUGGAUAUUGAAGCAGUUGGAGAAAAAAAUGUGCAGCAAGAAGAGGAAAAAAGUUCACCGCGAGAGGGAGAUGAUAUGGAGGAUGUGGACAAAACUCAGCAGCAAGGGGGAGAGGAAGUGCAGGAACCAGCACCACCCACGGUUUACACACGAAGACCCCGCCCAUCGGCACCGCACCAGCCUGCACCGCAAGAACCACAGGAGGACCAGCAGGCCGUGGUUGCGGAGCAGCCAGAAACACUCGGAUCAACGGUGCGUGGUCUCCAAGGAGCAGCAGUCCACUCCGGCAGACCCCCUUACCCAGCACAAAAUGAGGAUGCCCAACACGACAACAUAUGGAAAAGCAGGGCGGGGCGAAAGAGAAAGGCUCCGGUGAAUGACGUCCCCCACAAACCACGUCGUCGUCGUGGGAGGCCUUGCAAGGAGAAGACGGGGCACGAAACUGCACCGAAGUCGGAACGUGGUCGUGGCAGGCCCUGCAAACUGCAAGUCUCGGAGGACGACCCCGACUCAGAUGCCCGCGGUUCAGAGUCGCCCGACGACGAGAAUAGCAAAGGGGAUUCCGAAUGAGAGAGAGACUGAGAGAUUGUGUGUGUGUGUGUGUGUGUGUGUGUGUGUG